Ilex paraguariensis (yerba mate) is the source of this 1629-nucleotide messenger RNA. The record is from the annotation of a GenBank genome assembly. Lineage: Eukaryota; Viridiplantae; Streptophyta; Magnoliopsida; Aquifoliales; Aquifoliaceae.
AUGGCGGACGGUGCAGAAGAGAUUGAACAAUUGUACAGAGAAAAGAUUGAACAAUUGUACGGAGAAGGUAGCCAUUACAGUCUCCCUACUGAGAAUCUUCCUUCUCUCGGUGCAAGAAGCAAACGUAGAUUCAAGAUCCGCCGAUUCAUUGUAUCGCCAUAUGAUCGCCGUUAUAGGGCAUGGAAGAAUUUUCUUGUCGUUCUGGUUCUAUAUAGUGCUUUUGUGAUUCCAUUCGAAUUCGGGUUUCUCGAAGACCCAGCACGCCUACUCUCCAUCACUGAUAAUGUUGUCAAUGGAUUCUUUGCCAUUGACAUUGUUCUCACCUUCUUUGUAGCUUUCCACGAUAGAGCUACCUACCUUCUUGUCGAUGAGCCAAAGAAGAUUGCUUGGAAGUACGCAAGAACUUGGUUUGUAUUUGAUGUCGUAUCCAUAAUCCCUCCUGACCUUGCUAGGAAUAUUUUCCCAUAUUUUCUCCGGAUUUAUGGCUUAUUCAAUAUGCUUAGACUCUGGCGCAGAGUUAGUGCCUUUUUUGCCAGAUUGGAAAAAGAUAGCAACUUCAACUAUUUUUGGGUUCGAUGCGCUGAGCUCACUUGUGUCACAUUAUUUGCAGUGCACUGUGCUGGGUGCUUUUAUUAUUUUCUUGCGGCUCACUACCCUGAUCCAAGCAGGACAUGGAUGGGGGCAUCUAUGACUGACUUCCUUCACCAGAGCCUGUGGACUCGAUAUGCCACUUCCAUAUACAUGUCCAUCAGCACCCUUACAACUGUUGGACAUGGAGAUUUUCAUGCUAAGAAUACAACUGAAAUGAUCUUUUCCAUUUUCUACAUGCUCUUCAACCUUGGAUUGAAAGUUUAUGUAAUAGGACACAUGACAAAUUUGGUCCUCCAUGGUACCAUUAGAACAGGACAAUUUAGGGAUACUAUUCAAGCAGCCUCAAGUUUUGGACAAAGAAAUCAAUUGCCUGUUCACUUGCAAGAUCAGAUAAUUGCACACUUGUGUCUGAAGUUCAGAACAGAUUUGGAGGGGCUGCAGCAGCAAGAGACUCUUGAUUCACUUCCUAAAGCAAUCCAGUCGAGCAUCUCACGUUUUAAAUUCUCCUCUCUUGUGGAUAAGGUGUACUUGUUUCGUGGGGUCUCCAAUGACUUGAUUUUCCAACUGGCUUCUGAGAUGAAAGCUGAGUACUUUCUCCCCCAGGAAGAUGUCAUUUUGCAGCAUGAAACACCCACAGAUUUCUACAUACUUGUUACAGGAGCUGUGGAUCUGCUGGUUCUCGAAAAUGGCGCUGAACAGGUUGUUGGAGAGGCUAAAACAGGUGAUCUCUGUGGUGAGAUUGGGGUUCUUUGCUACAGGCCCCAGCUCUUUACAGUGCGGACCAAACAAUUGAGCCAACUGCUUCGACUGAACCGCACAACAUUCUUGAAUAUUAUUCUGGCAAAUGUUGGAGAUGGGACCAUCAUCAUGAACAAUCUCCUUCAGCAUUUGAAGGAGUCGACAGACCCUGUUCUGGAGGGAGUAUUGUUGGAGGUGGAAAACAUGCUCGCUCGUGGUAGAAUGGACCUAACCCGAGGCGGAUCCAAUCUCGUCCCAACGCCAGAGGAAUCCACUAUUUCCAACAACAUCCUUCAAUAG